CGCCCUUUCUUCAAUGAAACUCAGAAUGAAACUGUAAAAAACAUUAGUCUAUAAACGUAUAAAUAUCAUCGCAUGUGGAGCAAUAGCAGGUAUAUGAAUAUAACAUGUGUCAAAUGAUAUCAAAAACAUUAAUUCAAGUUGACAAGGUUUAAAUCGCAUAUCAAUUCCAACUAUGAAGUGAAAUUCAAUAUUUUUGAAAAUGGAGGACGAACUUUCAGAAAUGUGUAAAAAGAUUUUGAAUGAUAUCAAUGCGAUUUUAAAGAAGGAUCUUCAAAUUGAUGAGUAUGAUGUUAUUCCAACAUUAGGAAAGACAACAUUAAACAGAAGUCCCAUCUUACAUGAAGAACACAAGUUGGGUGUUGAAUCAUGGUGUAUCAAACCACUUUUCCUCUAUUGUUAUUCUGGCCUGAUGGAACAGAGAGAUAAGAUGAAACAAAUAAAGAGAAUAUUGGAUGAAGAUGUACAGUCUUUGUUGACACUGUCCCGUCUGGUUGUGAUGGUCCAGGCCGAUUGUAUGACUGCAUGGAAUAUUAGGAAGGAACUGAUAGAGGCUGGCAAACAUAAAGUUAUGGAAGAUCUCUCUUUAUCGGCACUUAUUCUUACUAAACAUCCCAAAAGUGCAGAGACAUUUGCGCAUAGAAAGUGGCUUUUAGAGAAAAUAGCAAAGACGUGUGGAGCUUAUACUGCUACAUUGAAUGACACUGUUAAUAUUGAUUUAGAACUUCAAGUGUGUCAGGGUGCAGCUGACAGGUACCCCAAUAACUACAAUGCUUGGACACAUAGGAUUUGGGUUGUACAGACCUUAGCUAAAGAACAACUCAAGGUUUGCCACAAAGAGCUUCACACAACACAAAAGUGGAUCAACACCCAUGUAUCCGACCACAGUGGCUUCCAUUACAGACAAUUCCUUUUUCUCGAGAUUUCAAAAUAUCUCAAAAUCAUUCCGCAGUGUCGCAGUCAACAGCUUGAUAAUCAAAACAUACCUCUUGAGUUUGAUUGUGCCAGUGGUUGUUCUGAAGGUUGUGAUGAUGAUUGUGUUUUGGUUAAGAAGAAUAUCUCCAAGUUAACACAUUAUGAGAAGAGUCGUGAGGUCUUAGUGCAGCUACUAUGCAGAGAAGUGAACAUUACAACAUAUCUCAUUGAACAUUACCCAGGACAUGAGGCUGUAUGGUACCACAGGCGUUCAGUUGUCUGGUCCCUGAUGAAUAAUCACAACACUGUCAACAGAGUUCAAACAACAGGUUCGCCAACUGAAGAAAUCAAAGUAAAAAUACAAAGAAUGGAUACUGAAUCUGAAGAGUUGAUAGCAAAAGAGAAGAAGUUCUCUCAGCAGUUUAUAGAUGGCAGCAGCAAUACCUGGCAGGCAAUGUUGGCAGAGAGGUAUAUGAAAUGGAUAGACAAUCUUAAUUAGAGCUCUUAUACAAGACUUUUGCAAUUAAGGAAAUUAGUUUGCAUAUUAAUUUAUCAAUUUCAAUUUUGAAGCUUUGACAGAGUUAGGUAAACACAUAUCCUACCCAGGUUUUUUCUACAUCUGUUUAAUAAACAGAAAAUAUCCAUUUAACGUUGAAACACAUUUUGGAAGUAAUAGAGACUGUGUAGGAACCAUCAAGACAGAUGUCAGCUAUUAAAUCAGCUUAUGACAGGUCAUACUAAUUUGAACAGUCACGUUGCUAAGAUAAGACCUGAUGUAAAUAGACUAUACUCUACGUGUAAAAAAGUAGAGACAGUGAUCAUUUUACAAAUGAAUGUUCCAAGUACAAUGAGGAAAGAGAAGUGUUUCCUUCUCUAAUGAAAAAGUAUUAUGAGGAGCCAAUGUGAAGCCAGCAUUUGAUAUGAAACUUCUGAAAUAUAAACAUUAGAUUACAUCUUAUGGAUAACAUGUAAAGAAAAGGAAAAGACUGUAAUCACGGAAAACAAAACAACAGACAGUGACUGUUUGUAAAAAGCCAAAUAUGAUGAUCAUGACACACGUUUCUUGGCUAGAGAUUUGAGUAACUUUGAAUAACAGAAACUGUACCAUGGCAUUCCUCGAAAACAAACAUUUAUAGUAUACUUAUUUUUUAGUUUACUUAUCAACAAUUUUGGUACAUGUUACAGACUUUCAAACAUGAGUAUUCUUUCACCACUCAAGUCUGGGGAAUUCAUAUCAAACAACAGUCAGCAUGUAGCAGUGAAAGAUGAUGGUGUUAAACAUGUAGCAAAUCUGAUGGUGCAGAGUGUUAGAGACAAUAGAUACAAUAGCAAAUCCUGGAAACAGCACACAUUGAAUCCAAAAACGAUGGAUAAGGCUGCCAUAGAUUGGAUUUUCUUGGUGGAUGCUCUGAACUUUUCAUUUUGGUCAGAAGACCCUUCCAAUACAUAUGUG
Messenger RNA from Owenia fusiformis, 2365 nucleotides. Lineage: Eukaryota; Metazoa; Annelida; Polychaeta; Sabellida; Oweniidae. The record is from the annotation of a GenBank genome assembly.